CAAGCGAGGAGAUUUGGGAUUCAGCCGUCUCCCCUAAACUCUCAUCGGGGACAAGCAGACUUGUAAACACCCAUCUCCCGUCACUUCUUUUUACUCUGGCAUCCUCUGUUGAUUUUGACGAAACUCAAUCCUUGCAGAGCUGGAGAUACGAAACCGAUGCUGAGGCCUCGGAAUAAACUAGAUGAAGCACAGAGACGUGCAUUGGAACAUGUGAAACAAGGGCACAACGUUUUCUUGACGGGCGAAGCUGGUACCGGAAAGUCAUACGCCCUAAGGUAUAUUAUACGAUAUUUGAAAUACAAAUACUGGAAGGAAGGGAGUGGAAGUGUAGGUGUUACGGCACCCACAGGAGUAGCGGCGCACAAUAUUGCCGGGCGGACACUUCACUCUUGGGCUGGUAUUGGACCCGGCGAUGGUACAAUUGACGAGUACUCUAAGCGUUUAGGACUAUGGCGAGAAACUAAGGUUUUAAUCGUGGAUGAAAUCUCUAUGGUUGGUCUCCCGUUCGCAGAUGGACACUCUACCCCCUAGCUCUUGGUCACCGAGAGCCAAUGCAGGCUGCUUGGAACAGGGGUAAAGGUUAUGGGGAAAGAAGACUGUAGCCAUCGAACUCGCCGGCGUCUCUCCGGGCUGCGCUCCUCCGGUAUCCUCCCUCUAGCUAGCCAACACGUUUUCGUCCCAACCUUACGGUUCUAUGAUCUAGGCUGCGGAAUUUGUGUUUGCUGAGCUGACUCGAAAUUCGAAGCAAUACGUCUGUUCCCAUACUUUACCUCUGUUCCGGUAGUAGCAAACUUGGUGUUAUGAUCACCCCUUCCUACUUAAGUCUCUAACUUCGCCCUCUGUAGGUACACCCUGCUCUAUUUGACAUGCUGGCCGAAAUAGGCCGUCGAGUUCGCAAAGAUCCACGACCUUUUGGUGGGUGUGGUCAUCUCUUUGCGGUAUCAUAGCCUGACUUGAUGGGGCAACUACAGGUGGCAUACAACUGAUCUUCUGUGGGGAUUUCUAUCAGCUGCCCCCUAUUGAUAACCAGGUGGCUAGGAACUGCCCCGGAUGUGGUAGUGCCCACGGUUUCUGGUAUCCGAGAAUAUAUAGCUAAUCUAAUUCCCUAAGCAGGCCAGAGGCUAGUGACAGAGGGACAUCGCCGGUAUCUAAGCCCUUCCAACCCCCAUCUUACCGAUAUAUUAUACAAACGGCAUAUGUAUUCAUAUGGUCUGGAUCCGACGCGGUGGCUGAGGUGCGCCAACCAUUUGGAUUGGAGGCGGGCUACAUGCGACUUCCUGUGGAAUGACUCCGCCAAAUAUGCCUUCCAAACCACCUCUUGGCCACAAUGCAAACUGAAAGCGGUGUCGUUGAAAAUCCCACAUCGACAUGAGGGCGACGAGGGGUGGUUCCAUAUGCUAUCCGAAAUCCGGAGAGGGAUUGUGUCUCCUACAACACUGGAAUAUUUGAAGACGCUUGAUCGAGCGCCAGCGGCUAACAAUAGUAGUCUAGACCCCGUGUUGUUACAUACCAGACGCGAGGGUGUAGCUUUUGAGAAUACAAGAAAGCUAGCUCAGCUACCAGGGAGCUCAUAUAAUUAUUUUGCAAUGGAUGUUGCACGCCAUAUUAAGAUCCUCUGCUACCAAGGCGACGGGAGCAGUUGGGAAGAGGGGAAGGUUGUGACAACUUCGGAUACAAAGUCCCGAGGUAUGUCUCGACAGCAAAACCCACAUUUGCCGGUCGGCUCUGAUCAAACGACUAAUCUGCUGAGAACCCUUGAAGGAUUUUUUGACGGUCUCCAAACCGCAAGCCAAGUUCAACUGAAAGUAGGGGCGCAAGUUAUGCUUUUAUGGAACUUGAACCAACGAAGGGGGUUAGUUAACGGCGCAAAAGGAAAGAUCGUCGGCUUCAGACGAUGCCAGUACGUACAAUACCGAAAGGAAAGCAAGGCUGCGCACGAUACGGAUAUGCAAUUGUACUUUGAGAGAAGCGCAAAAUACUUUCCAAGCGUUGACGAACCCGGGGACGGAUUUCCUAUACCCAUUGUAGACUUCGGGAAAGGACCUGUCCCAAUAUUUCCUUACAGGGAGGCCCAGGUGUUUGAAAACGUCAAGUAUUUGUCUGGUUUGCGGAGAUUCGCCUCAAGGAAUGAAAUGUUUCGUAUCCAGGUGCCCUUGGUGCUAGCAUGGGCCUUUACAAUCCAUAAAGCGCAGGGACAGACCCUAGACUCCGCUAAACUCAACCUCGACAGACCUUUUGUUCCGGGACAGGCUUACGUCGGUUUAAGCCGUACCAGGGUAUCGCAGAAUCUACAAAUCUUAAACUACGAUUCCAUACCUCAUGGUGUUUUUGCCGCCGAUGAAGUCUUCAAGUUUUCCAACAGGCUUGAGAACCCUCCCGUGAGCAAGGUGAGCGGUCUCGAUCACCUGGUUAUAAGCACAGACUAAGUCCUACAGAUAUCGGUGCUUCGCCGGCGCAGACGACCUAGGCCGCUUUUAGCUUUGCGAGGGGUUCGCGGUCGGUCUAUUUGGCGUUAUGGCCAGACAUCUCUAAAAAUUAUUCAGAACUCCCGCCGCGGGCUUUUCCGCUGGCGGCUUGCGGGUGGUAUAGGCCGCUGCCGCACUGUAACUCCCGGGAGAAGCCAGGUUCUGGUGAGGUUGACGGCGGGAAUGACGAAGCUGUUGAGCAAUCGCUUGGAUGGUCUUAAAACACUGGUUCCCUCUAUUCUUCGCUAUUUUUUCUAAUUUGGUCUAGUGUUUGGAGUGGAGGUAUUGUACGUAGUUAAACAUUAUUUUAAACGCUUUCACCUUUGCGGUGGGCGCUGAAUUUCUUCCCGG
This is a messenger RNA of Tuber aestivum (summer truffle), 2816 nucleotides long. The record is from the annotation of a GenBank genome assembly. NCBI's taxonomy places the organism in Eukaryota, Fungi, Ascomycota, Pezizomycetes, Pezizales, Tuberaceae.